CUAUUACAAGCUUCAUGUCCUAUAACACAGUUACUGCAGAUCUGUAGCUUGCUGGUCUGAAGAAUUUGAGAUGGACGACCAUUGAGCUGUGUGAAGUGCUACCAACAGUGGUAUACCUCUUGCAUCUCAUUAAAGAACAAGAUGGAGAAUGCGGAGCUAGAUAUGCAGACGUACAUUGCUAUUGGCUACAUGUCCAUAUUUUCGGUGGUGGGGACGAUCGGUAACGCCCUCGUUUUGUACGUCUUUCCCCGGUACAAGAAAAAGCAUACCUCAACCAUUUUUAUCCUUACUCUGGCCGGUGUCGAUUUCGUCACGUGUUGUGUUACAAUUCCAUUUGCCAUCGCUACAGAAGCAGCCAAUUUUCAACUUAAGUAUGACAUAAUAUGUCAGAUUUAUCUUUUUCUUAUUACGACAACUGUUCCGUUUUCGGCAUCUAUCAUGGUAGCAAUAGCGGUGGAUAGAUAUUUAUGCAUUGUGUACCCUUUCAAACAUGCAAUCAUUAUGACAAUACGACGAGCGAAAAUUGUUGUUGGGAGUCUGUGUGCGUUUGCUUCACUUCUUGGGAUUAUAUGUUGCUCUCAUUACAGAAUAACACCAGUUCCCAUGCUAAUCGCAGUGUACCAAAAUAUCACCUUGUUGCCAAACUCAUCAAUAUCUUACACUACACGUUAUGAUUAUGUUUGUUUGCCACAAGAAACGAAAUUCUUUUAUAUUUAUCAGAAAAUAUACUCGUCGUUGUUUGGAAUGUGCGCCCUAAUUAUCAUCAUUUUGUACGGUAUGAUAUACAGAUCCGUUUUAGCUCGUCGAAGAAAGAAGAAUGCAGAACAGACCAGGAUCACUUUCCUUAACAAUAUAGACGAGACAAAUGUGCAGGACGCACACAAAGUAGAAGAAAGAUGUAAUAAAGCUGUGCAAAAGAACGGAAAUACACAGAUUAGCAUCGGGGACGUUAUUUUAAAACUAGGGGGAGUAUCAAAAGCCAGACUUGAGAAAAUGCGCAUUGCAAACAUUAAAACGACCUUUUUGCUGUCUAUCGUAGCUUUGGUGUUUAUCGUAGCUUUUCUUCCUUCAUGGUUAGUGGCCCUUAAGGUCCUUCCAUUAAAUAUCAUUGUAUUUUACAUGUAUUUCAUUUACCAUGUUGUUAAUCCUGUCAUUUAUGCCUUCUUAAACGAGAAGUUUAGGGAACAACUAUCACAAAGAUGUUGUUGUAGAAAAUAGUAAAUAGAGGAAUUCUCA
Molecule: messenger RNA, 1236 nt
Organism: Saccostrea cuccullata (small rock oyster)
Lineage: Eukaryota; Metazoa; Mollusca; Bivalvia; Ostreida; Ostreidae
Product: cholecystokinin receptor type A-like
Exons: 2
Coding region: 142-1218 (358 amino acids)
Biological process (GO): neuropeptide signaling pathway
Cellular component (GO): plasma membrane
Molecular function (GO): G protein-coupled peptide receptor activity
Source: RefSeq, a predicted model, not a curated record